CGACAAAGGAACCCUCGGCCGCUCCAUCAGGCGCGAGCAAGCGCGGAAAUCUGAAUAGAAUAACCCUGAGAAUAAGGUCGAGAUUCUUACCAAGUGAGUGCAAUCCCCCAACCCCAGCGAUUGGAUGAGUUCCUCGUCGCAAUUGUGAAAUGUUAUGAUAAUCUGUUCUAUGAUUCAACCUUCUUAACGCUGCAUAUCAUUCGCAAACUCAUGCGCUUUGCUGACCAUCGUAAUUGAAACAGGAUGCCUUCUACUUUCCGCGACGAUUCAAUCAUCAUCAUCGCACCGGGUUCUAAGACGACAUGGGCGCUCUCCGGUCUUCCAGAGUCCUAUGGCCCUCCCCAACAUCAAUUCCGUACCUGCAUGUUCAAGGACCGCGAUGACAAGUGGAGCCCGGUCCGCUACCGUCUCAAGCCUGGAGGCACCGAUAUCAACAACGACGACGAUGUGGAAGAAGACCCCACCUCUACCGAGGGCGCAUGCUGGCCUAUCCAAAAUGGCAUUAUUGUGAAUAUGGAGUGCCUCGUGGCCUUGCUCACUCACGUCUAUAACUCAUUUCAUCAGAUGUCCAUCAGCACCCCAGUUCUGCUCGUCAUCGACCCCAUCUGGAGCAUCAAGAACCGCACUGAGCUCAGCAACUACUUCUUCGCGGCGCUCAAGAUCCCAGCGCUAUGGAUGAUGGAUUCUGCUCUGGCCACGCAGCACGGCUUCUCCUCGACAGCGACGCUUGUGGUCGACAUUGGCUACCAGAAGACAGACAUCACCCCAGUUGUUGAACAUAAAAUCCAACACAUGCAUCGAAUCCGAGGGUUUACAGAACAAAGCGGGGACGUCAUCACGAAACAUCUCCAUAGCCUCCUGAGCCCUAAGGGGUUCACCUAUGACAUGUGCGAGCAGAUGAAGAAGAGCGGCAUUGUCCAGGUUCUCCUUCAGGGCACACCGAUUCCAGGAGCCAAAUCCACAGGCGAUUCGGAGCCCAACGAGCAGACUGAUGCCGGAGCAAAUGGCGCUCCAUCAACCGCACCUGCGCCUGAGAUCGUCCCGCAGUCUUCUCUGUUGCAGCAGAAUCUAGAUGGUGAUGAGGAACCAUUCAAGGCUGAAGACAAUGAAGGUGUGCUCGACGUGGCCAGUCUUGUCACUGGAGAUAAAAUGGCCGAGUUCCUUGCCGAGAAAGAGAGAGAAAAGGCUGAGAAGGCGGCCAAGGCGAAGAAGGCAGGGGAAGCUGCCAAGAAAUCGAAGAACACUGGUCUGAAAGAGAAGGCAUCGUUCACGUAUGAGGAAUGGGUUCAUGGGAAAAACGAAGUCGCCGCUCCGAAUCUCGGUACGGAUGACUCUGCAAGUGGAGGUGCUGCAAAUGGUGACAGCAACGGUGCUACCAACGGCCAAACGGAACCAGUUGUAGUCCGGCAAGCCGGCUCGAUGCAGUUGAUCCGACGAGAGAUUGAAGUCGGUGCUGAGCGUUUCAUGGCGCUUGAUGACAAUUUCCUCGACGAGCUUUGCUGGGCUAUCUAUCGUUCAGUCCAAGGCUGCGAACCGCAACACCGCGCCCGCCUCUGGGAGAAUAUCGGUCUCGUGGGUCAAGGCUCCAAGAUUAAAGGUCUCAAGGAAUCGAUUCAUGCUACCCUGAUUCGCAAAUAUCUUAUCUCCCCGUCUUCCGCAACCAUGUUCACAUCCGAGCUUCCGUCCAACUUCUCCACUCCGACCGGCACCGGAGCCAACACCCCGCAGCCUCAAGCCGGUGGACAUGGCGGCAGCUCUCUCUUGCAGGCCGCCACGAUUGGCCAGGCAAACCAAGUCGUUGGCCAGUCGGCACUGCCGGCUUUCAAUGCCCUCGCCAUCCCAUCUUUUAACACCAUCGCGCCGUCUAGCCAAACCCCAACGAAGUUUGGCUUUGCCAAAAUCCCGGAUUAUUUCUCCGCCAUGAAGGACUCUCCCGAGCACGCCGCCUUCCUCGGUGCCCAGGUCGCUGCGAAAGGCAUCUUUCAUUCGACGUUGCAACAGGGCGAUCGCGUUCACAUGUCGAGGCAGGAGUUCAACGAGCACGGACCCGCGUACAUCGGCGAACUAUAUUGCUAUGAAUACUGAGUUCUGUGGCGGCUGGUUUGGUCGUGACCACGGGUCAGCAUCGUCUUCCAGGUGUUUAGGUUGGAAAUUGGCUCGAGCCACCUCUUUGGGCAUCCCGAGUGAUUCACGAGGCGAAUUCGAGGCGAAUUGGAGGUUCUUUCGGCUAUAAGCCAUCAUAUCAUGGCCUCGAGGUUCGAGGGUUGAUGGGCAUCGCAACUCCGCAAGGUCAUUAGCACCGCACGGUCAUUAUGCACGUCAUGGCGGCUUUUAAUGGGCCGGAUUGUAUAAAUAUACCCAGG
Messenger RNA from Eremomyces bilateralis CBS 781.70, 2363 nucleotides. Its product is annotated as actin-like ATPase domain-containing protein. The transcript is spliced from 3 exons. The record is from RefSeq and is a predicted model, not a curated record. Bases 244 to 2085 code for a protein of 613 amino acids. Lineage: Eukaryota; Fungi; Ascomycota; Dothideomycetes; Eremomycetales; Eremomycetaceae.